AUGGCCGCCGAACCCAAUGCCCGUGCCCUCAACUGCGUGGAGUGCAAGAAACCAUGCCAGGACAAGCCUCAUACCGUCAAGGGCCGUGACAAGGACGGCAACGUCACCCGCGUCAUCUGCUCCGACUGCAACGGCCUCAAGAAGCGCAUCUUCGACCUCAGCCAGAUGGAGGACGCCCCAGAAGGGUUCGCGAUGGUCAAAGGCGACGAGCGCGCACAGUUCAUGGCCGAUUGCGCUGGCCUCUAUGGCACAGAUCUCUUGAAUAAGAUGCAGGAGUGGACGACGAACAAGACGUCGAAGAGCCGCGAGACCCAGGACGGCGAAUACGGCGACGCGAUGCCCGUCUGCAUCGCCGCCGAGCUGCCGCAAUUCGUGAGGGACCCUGCAGCGUUCGAGCGGCUGUGCAGUCAGCCUAACAUGACAUUCGAAUGCAAGCACAGCGGCAUGCAGAUGGUGUAUGUGCCCGUGUACAAGUAUCAGGACGUGAACAAACGGCUUGACCAGGAUGAACAGAUCCGUGAGACCAGCGGCGAGGCCAAACUCAAGAAGUCCAAGCCUCAGAGGGCGCCCAGGGAUCCCAAGAGUGAUGCACCUAAGCCGAUGCCCGAAGCCCUCAAGAAAAAGGUCGACAAGGCUGUCCAAGAGAUCGACGCUUGGCUCCACGCGGCGGCUGGCCCGCUCAUGCACGCGAAAGUCGACAGUGACAACUCGUACGUGCCCGCCCACCUCGUCACCAAGGUCGAGUCUAUUGGCACCGAGCUCGAGGAGAUGAAGGGCAAAUUCAAUGAGGCGGUGGAUCAGAAGAUGGAGAGGGGCCACGUGCUGAACUUGUUCGAGCAGUCCAAGCUGAUCGGCAGUCGCCACCAGGAC
Prorocentrum cordatum is the source of this 870-nucleotide messenger RNA. Lineage: Eukaryota; Dinophyceae; Prorocentrales; Prorocentraceae. The record is from the annotation of a GenBank genome assembly.